AUGAGCACUCCCGGGGACUAUGAGGCUGUCCGCAAGGACAUCAUUGCCCAGUUGCAGAAGCCCGGCUAUGAUGAUGGUAGUGCUGGACCAGUCUUUGUGCGGCUAGCAUGGCACUCCUCAGGUACAUACGAUCUCGAUUCCGACACCGGUGGUUCAAACGGCGCUGGGAUGCGGUAUGAAGCGGAGGGCGGCGACCCGGCCAACGCGGGUCUGCAACACGGACGGGCUUUCCUAGAGCCUGUCAAGGAGAAACACCCAUGGAUCACAUACUCAGACUUAUGGACACUAGCCGGUGUAGUUGCGAUCAAGGAGUUGGGUGGACCCGAGGUUCCCUGGCAGGGCGGACGGACAGAUCUGGUGGAUGACUCCAAGGUACCACCACGGGGUCGAUUACCAGAUGGUGCACUGGGUGCUGAGCACUUGCGGUUCAUCUUCUACCGCAUGGGCUUCAACGACCAGGAAAUUGUGGCAUUGUCUGGGGGACAUAACAUGGGCCGGUGCCACGGGGACCGCAGCGGAUUUGAGGGACCGUGGGUGACGAACCCGACUCGCUUUUCCAAUUCGUUCUUCAAAUUGUUACUACAGCUUGAGUGGAAGCCUCGUCAGUUGGCAUCAGGGAUCAACCAGUUUGUAUACGAGGACCCGGAUGCUGAAGAGGGUGAGGAAUCACUCAUGAUGCUACCCACAGAUAUGUCUCUGAAGACCGACCCUAGCUUUGCCCCGUGGGUGAAGAAAUAUGCAGAAGACAAGGACUUGUUCUUUAAGCACUUUUCUCAGGUCUUUGCCAAAUUGAUCGAGCUAGGUAUCAAUCGGGAUGCUCAAGGUGUGAUCACGAAUAGCGAUAAUCGGAUGGGUGGUUACAUCUCUGCUCCUAAAAAGAGCAAUGUUGCCUUGGGCCCAAGCAAGUCCAAGGAGCCCCGAGCUCGGCUGUAG
Messenger RNA from Penicillium taxi, 933 nucleotides. RefSeq names its product peroxidase. The record is from RefSeq and is a predicted model, not a curated record. Gene Ontology annotation, biological process: response to reactive oxygen species; hydrogen peroxide catabolic process; cellular response to oxidative stress. NCBI's taxonomy places the organism in Eukaryota, Fungi, Ascomycota, Eurotiomycetes, Eurotiales, Aspergillaceae. The coding region runs from base 1 to 933 and encodes 310 amino acids. Gene Ontology annotation, molecular function: peroxidase activity; heme binding. The transcript is spliced from 2 exons.